Messenger RNA from Anguilla anguilla (European eel), 918 nucleotides. Its product is annotated as immunoglobulin lambda-like polypeptide 1. The transcript is spliced from 4 exons. The record is from RefSeq and is a predicted model, not a curated record. Lineage: Eukaryota; Metazoa; Chordata; Actinopteri; Anguilliformes; Anguillidae. Bases 1 to 648 code for a protein of 215 amino acids.
AUGGACAGCAGCCGCUGGCCAAAGUGGAUCAGCCCAGUCAAGGCCAUGGAGCUACAGCAACUAUCCAACACCUGGGAGCAGCCUGUCUUCCAGGAGCGGCUCCAGCUGCAGCACAUAGAGGCUCCCCACCGCCAGAUAAAAGCAGGGGACUUCCUAAGGCUACACAUGUCUGACGGAUCAACAGUGUGCACAACAGGCAGGUUUUUGUACAGCCAGUUAAUCAGACUGAAUCACUGUGGUGGACUUUCGGUGGCGGGACCAAACUGGAAGUCGGCAUCUGUAUCACUGUGGUACACUUUCGGUGGCGGCACUAAACUGUCAGUUGGACGUGACACAGUUCCCGUCCUCACAGUCCUGCCCCCCUCCAGUGUGGAGGUGAAGCAGGGGAAAGCCACACUGGUGUGUCUGGCCAACAAGGGCUUCCCGUCAGACUGGACUCUGCGCUGGAAAGUGGACGGUACCAGUAGGAGCUCGGGCGUGGCCGGGAGCACCGGGGUCCUGGGGAAGGACGGCCUGUACAGCUGGAGCAGCUCCCUGACUCUCAGUGCGGACGACUGGAUGAAGGCGGGGUCACUGACCUGUGAGGCCACAAAGGGCUCCCAGGCUGCCCCCCCUCAGACACUGAGGAGAGCUGACUGUGCUGAGUAGGGCGGGUGCAGGCCCAGCUCACACACUCUGAUCACACUGUGUUUACCCUGCUCUGCUCUCAGCCUCUCUGCUCCUUACUGCUGCACACUGAGCUGGGCCUGUGUGUGAAUCCUUCCUCCAGCCUGAGCUGUCACUGCUAAUGUCUCACAUGUGCUCUGCUUGUGCUCCUCAACAAAUAUGCAUACCUGCCUUCUUAUUUGUGUUUGCGUGAUUUUGGCAAUAGCUGUUAGAUAAAAGUCAUUGAAAUAAUAAAGAUUCUUUGAAAAGUUA